ACAGAGUGGCAGGCAAAACCGCUAGAUUUUGUGAAUACAGAGUAUCCGAUCAGGACCAGUUCUACCGUCUUCCAAAUUAACUCAGUUACUUUCAGACAAAGUUUAAUUUAAGUUGACACCCGGAGAUAUCUUCAGAACAUCGUGCCAAACGUAUUUCUACAUCUAUGAAUAAACUUAAACGGUGGAGGGCAUCAGAUCUUAUUCAAUUCAGUAUGGAAUUUGAUUAAAACCACUGAAGUUUGGAUAUAGGUGGCUUGGACAGAUAAUGGUAACCAAAUUCUAUUUGUGACAAUCAAAUCCAGUGUUGACGCGUCGAAGUGUGUAUCAAGGAGAUACAAAGUGACGGAAAAUUGGACAAAUACUUAAUCUUCAUCUCGAAUCUUUACAUUUCAAGUAGAGUUUUAGUUAAGGACAACUGAACGGGGUGAGCUUUACUGGUAUUUUCUUAUAGAUGAAAGCCACAUAGGACUAUGCGCGCACGAACUUGACAUGGCAUAAUGGAAAGCUAGAAUAUUGGGAGUGCCACAUACUGGGAAUGCCUUAUUACUAGUAAGUUUCUAGCAUCUUUGAAUUUGAAUUUAAACGGAAAUUGGCAAUUUGUCACACAUUUGUAAAAAAAAAAAAUUGAAAAAAAGCUGUUUUCUUCCUGUCAUCGCCACAGGCACCUUCGUGGUGGAGAAAUGGGAUGACAGGGGGCAGCUGAGGUGAGACUGAUAAGGACAAUGAUUGUGCCCGGCGUUGGCAUCCCGCUCCCGGAGCGUCUGUUGCUGAUGUUGGUCCUGCUGUCUGUCUCUGAGUCGAGGCUCACUCAAGCUUGCCCUGGGCUCAUCACUAGUGGCUGCAGCUGUACCGAUGACCGCUCCAAAGCCCACUCCACUCAGACUGUUCGGAAAAGAGUCCGCUGCGGUAACGAAGAACUUUCUGAAACUCCAGAGUCCGGUCUGCUACCGAACCAGACCGUUACUUUAAUUUUGAGCAACAAUCGCAUCAGGGUUCUGAGAAAUGGAUCCUUUAUUGGACUCUAUGCCCUGGAGAAACUAGACCUCAGGAGCAACCUCAUCAGCACCAUCAUGCCUGGAGCCUUCCAAAGUUUAUCUGCUCUUCGGAAGCUUGACCUGUCCAACAACCGCAUCGGCUGCUUGACUCCCGACAUGUUCCAGGGACUCACCAACCUCACCAAACUGAACCUCUCUGGAAACAUCUUAUCUACCUUGGACUCGGGGGUCUUUCAGGAGCUCCACUCUCUUAAGCAAGUGAACUUCAACUCUGACUUCCUGUCAUGUGACUGUGGGCUGCGCUGGGUGCCAGGUUACUUUCCUACCAGUACAGCGUCGCUGGGGGACGAGACCGUCUGUGCCUAUCCCAAAAGCCUCCAUGGAAAGCCUCUGCGUGGACUGAGGGAAAGUCAGCUGAGCUGUGAUGGGCCUCUGGAGCUGCACACCCUGUCUCUCCUGCCCUCCCAGCGCCAGGUGGUCUUCAAGGGGGACCGAAUGCCCUUCCACUGCACUGCCGCCCUGGUGGACAAAAUCACUGCGAUGCACUGGCGCCACAACGGCCAGCUGGUGACCUCUGAUCCUGAACAGGGCGUCAGUCUGGAGGCCAGCGUGGUGCAUGACUGCACCUUCAUCACCAGUGAGCUCAUCCUGUCCAACGUGCAUGUGGAGGCCAGUGGAGAGUGGGAGUGUGUGGUGGCCACUGGGCGGGGCAACACUUCCCGCAGUGUGGAGAUAGUGGUGCUGGAGAACAGUGCCUCCUUCUGUCCGGAGGAGAGAGUCACUAACAACCGGGGGGAGUUCAAGUGGCAGAAGACCCUGGCAGGUAUCACCUCCUACCAGUUCUGUCUCCAGCUGCGCUACCCCUCCCUGUCCAUGGGGGGUGGUGUGGUGCAGAAGCAGGCAUCACGCUACUGUGACCGCUUAGGGAGCUGGGAGGAGGGAGACUAUGACAACUGUCUCUACACUAACGACAUCACACGGGUCCUACACACCUUCAUCCUGAUGCCCAUCAAUGCCUCUAAUGCGGCCACUCUGGCACGUCAGGUGCGUACCUACACUGUGGAGGCAUCCGGCUUCACUGACACCAUGGACGUGAUGUACGUGGCCCAGAUGAUGGAGAAAUUCAUGGAAUAUAUCCGACCACUGAGAGAGCUGUCAGAGAUGCUGGUGGACAUGGGCAGUAACCUGAUGCAGGUGGAUGAUCAGAUCUUGGCCCAUGCCCAGAGAGAGAAGAGAGCCUGCAGCUCCAUAGUCCACUCUCUGGAGACCCUGGCCUGGCCCCAGCUCCACAGCCAUGCUCAGGACCUCUCCAUGAUCUCCAGGAACAUUGUGAUGGAGGCCCACCUUAUCCGUCCGGCCCACUUCACUGGAAUGAGCUGCACAGCCUACCAACGCAGGGAGACGUUGUUAGGCAACCUGGGCAUGGAGGGGGCAGAGCCCACCCACGAACAGCAGCUCCGCUUCCGCUGCACCACUGGCACCCACAACACCUCCCUAAACAACUUCCCCAUGAAGAAUGCUGUAGCCCUGGCCUCUGUGGUUCUUCCUGCCUCUCUGUUCCCCCCGGACGCCCCGUCAGACUGUAAGCUCCAGUUUGUGGUGUUCCGUACAGGGAGGUUCUUCCCUUUCUCUGGGAACUCCAACGGUCCUGGAGAGCACGUCCGCAGACACAGUAUCAACAGCCCAGUGGUCUACGUAGGCUUGGACGGGUGCAGUCUGUGGAACCACUCGGAGGCUAUCCUGGUGUCCCUGCGUCACUUGACCCCAGGCAGCGAGCCUGUGGCGGCCCACUGGAGCUUACAAGCACUGCUGCAGAAGCAGGGGGGGUGGAGCCAGGAGGGCUGCCAACUAGCCCACACGGACUCUGCCACCUCCACCCUGCGCUGCUCUGUGCUCAGCAACUACGCUGUGUUGCAGGAGGUUCCUGACUUCCCCCACUCCCCACCCAUGUCAGUGAGGGUGCUCCACCCUGUGGUUUACACCUGUACUGCAAUCCUCCUCCUCUGCCUCUUCACCAUCAUCAUCACACACAUACUACACCACAGUUCUAUAAAUAUAUCCAGAAAGAGCUGGCACACCUUACUCAAUACCUGCUUCCACAUCGCUAUGACCACAGCUGUGUACACAGGAGGCAUCACCCUGACCAGCUACCCAAUGGUGUGCCAGGCAGUGGGCAUCGCUCUACACUACUCCUCCUUGUCUACUCUGCUGUGGAUCGGUGUCAGCGCCAGAGUCCUCUACAAAGAGUCUGUCUGGAGGAUACCACGACAACCAGAGGGAGAGUCUACUGUUCCCGCUACUCAGCGGCCUAUGCUCAGGUUCUAUCUAAUAGCUGGUGGUGUUCCUCUCAUCGUAUGUGGCAUCACAGCAGCUGUCAACGUCAACAACUAUGGGGACAACAACCCUUACUGCUGGUUGGUGUGGCGGCCCAGUUUGGGGGCCUUCUUUGUCCCCGCAGGCUUGGCGGUAUUGGUGACCUGGAUCUAUUUCCUGUGCACUGUGUUUCGCCUGAGGCACCGGGUGUCCAAAGAGUGCCCAAGAUUCUCCCUGUCCUCCCCUGUGCCUGAGAGCCAGCCAGCCCUGGGUGGCAGCACCAGCCUCCUGUCCACAGACUCUGUGGUGGGGACCAUACAUGCUGCGUUGACCCCAGAGGACCAGUACACCCUGAAGGUGCAGUUCCUGGUGCUGGUGGCCACCCACUUCCUGUUCCUGGCCCUGUGGAGCUGUGGAGCCAUGGCCAUGUGGCUGACAGGGCGCAGCAGCCUAUUGUUCAGCUGUCUCUAUGGAGUAGCUGCCACCGUGUUGGGGGUGUUCCUGGUGGUCCACCACUGCUUCCGACGCCUGGACGUGCAGGCCUCCUGGCUAAGGUGUUGUCCAGGAAAUCGGCUCUCCCAGCCCAUACCAGUCUACACGCACACCUGCACCACUGUGAGUGGGGUGCAGACCACCUCUGAACAGGGAUCCCAGAUCUUCAUUGGCUGCCAUCCUCCAGGGGAUCCCCACAACACCUCAUCAGCCAGGUCCUCCUCCACCCCCAGUGGGAUCAGCAGUGUGGGCCCUGGGCCCUGCAAACUUACCAACCUGCUGCAGGUGGCACAAGAAAAUACCAACAAUGCCACUCGUGCCCCAGCAGGCAUCAACACCAGCACCAGUACAGACAAUAACAACAAGCAAGCUAACAACCUGCUGCCCACACUAGGCUCUGUAGCCCCUGUCCAGCCUCAGAGGAGGAAGGUCAGUGGCAGAACUAAACAAGGGAGCAGUCAGUAUCACCACCGAGGUGAAGGCAGAGGUCACUACCGUCUCAAAGCCAUGAGGACUGGUGGGGGAGGGGGCAGUAUGGGAGCACUGGGACCUACAGGUAUAGAGCAGCACAACACUGCCCAUCCAGCCCACAAACAGGCCACUAGUGAGAAUGGCAGUCUCCAUCACAGCCACUCUGAAAGCCCAGCCAGCCCGCUAACCAACGGUAACGGUAGAAGAGUGGGGGGGACAGUGACCACCAGCCCCUCAGAGGGUAGCGACGGGGGCAGCAGCGGCAGCCGUAAGCCCUUCCCACUACUCCCCUCUGUGGCCAGCAGGGUGGCCAUGCAAGGUAAUAGGUGCAGCGCCAGCCGAGACAAUCUGAAACUGGCAGUGGCUGCAGAGCGGGAAGCUAAGCGCUGCUCCUACCCUCUGAACAGUAUCACUACCACUGUGCCAGGGGCUGCCCCUAACGGCAUCAUCAAGAGCUCUGUGAUAGAGCUGGAAUUGGACACAAGUUGUACAGACCAUUCCCAGAGCUCUGUGGGCAUGAAAAGUAUGUGGAAGAGUGAAACUACAGUGUGACACUCACUCUCUCCCAGCAAAUGUCCACAGUGGACCCUGGCAAUAUUUGAUAUGACUGCUGUUGUUGUAGUGUCCUACACCUAUAGAGACAAAUCCUGAUCUGAGAUCCAUGUGUGUAACUCCCCAGCUAACAUAUAACGUUCUGAGAACCAUAUGUUUCUUAUAGAGCUUGGUGAGAGCAUGGUUGUCCUAUGGUUAUUUUGUAUAAAACCUUCCCACAACUUUCUGCAAAUGGU
Oncorhynchus kisutch (coho salmon) is the source of this 5059-nucleotide messenger RNA. RefSeq names its product adhesion G protein-coupled receptor A2-like. The coding region runs from base 723 to 4823 and encodes 1366 amino acids. The transcript has 19 exons. Lineage: Eukaryota; Metazoa; Chordata; Actinopteri; Salmoniformes; Salmonidae. Gene Ontology annotation, cellular component: plasma membrane; Wnt signalosome. Gene Ontology annotation, molecular function: protein binding; G protein-coupled receptor activity. The record is from RefSeq and is a predicted model, not a curated record. Gene Ontology annotation, biological process: central nervous system development; positive regulation of canonical Wnt signaling pathway; G protein-coupled receptor signaling pathway.